GUCAUUAAGAACAAAAACUCUCCAAUGAGCUCUGCACCAAACCCUCGUCCUUCAAGGCAAGAAUCCGAUCUUCUGAGUCGCUCUGUAAAGCGAGUUAGAGGGGAUGAUCACCCCCCAAUUGCAGAAGAUUUCCAAAUGAUAGAGGAGCCUACUCAGCCAAUCUCGUACAAAGAUUUGGUGAUGCGCAACGAGCCAAUUGAGAUCAGUUGCGACACGUCUGCCAAUCCCAACUACCUCGAAGAAGAAUCAGAUGAAGAAGAUGAUGGUACCAUGCCCACUAUCCUCAUCUCGAAGGAGGAGAAAAAGAGAAUUCGAGCACCCUGGGUCAAUUCUAUAAUAAUCAAAGCUUUUGGGACGGACAGAGCUGGUUAUAACUUUGUGUACCCAAGAAUUAAAGCUCAAUGGAAGCCAAAGGGUCGAUUGGACUGCAUAGAUCUUGGCUUGGAUUUCUUUCUUAUUCGAUUUCAAGAACGAGAGGAUUUGGCGAGGGUCCUACACGGAGGUCCUUGGUUUGUAGGGCCAUAUUAUCUCACAAUCCGACAGUGGGAACCUUCCUUCAACCCAGAGAAAGCAGCGUUCACCACAACGGCGAUUUGGGCGAGACUUCCUCGGCUCCCAAUUGAAUUUUACGACAGGCAAAUUCUGGAAAGGAUUGGAAAUCUACUGGGUACUCCACUGAGAAUCGAUGCGCAUACGGCUCACCAAAGCAGAGGUCAGUAUGCUAGAAUUUGUAUCCAAGUGGAUUUAGAUGAACCGCUAAUACCAUGUAUCAGGAUAGUUCCUCUUGUUCCUGUCGAAAUGGAUACUGAUAAGGAGACUAAUAUGGACUUGAGUAUGAAUAACGACAAUACUGAUUCAGUCUCCAGUGAUCAAAAUUCCUUUGGACCAUGGAUGGUUGUUGAAAGGAAGAAGAAUAGAAAGAAAUCAAAUGGUAGAAUCCCCCAAACCAAAAUGCAACAUGAGAAACAGAGCAUUCCUCAAAACCGUAACUCAGAUAAGCAAAUAUCACGAACAGAUAAGAUUUUGGCCCCAGAUAAGAUUACGGCACACUCUAGAGAGACACGUGGAAAGGAAAGCUUAAAAUGUCCCUUUAGUCAACUGAAAUCCUUGCACAAUGGCCAGGAGCUACAACUUGAGUCUUCCCGCUCCAAUAGAAGUGUGGGUCAUGGAUCUGGGUUCAUUCCAGAAACUCAGUCAUGUGUGGGACAUCCUACUAGUCAACGAGGACAAGACCAUCCCAUUGGAGAAGGCUCUAUCAAUGUUACUGCAAAAGGAAACCCCUCCAAUCGAAGGGGCCAUAUGGGGACGGGAAGAGGACAUUCUGGGAUGGGAUAUUUGGGAAGAACAGAUUUCGCCAUAGAUCACCAUCGUCCCCCACCUCAGUCCAUUCUUGAACAAAAUCUCCAUGUUAGGACGCAUGAAGACGGUCCAUCUAGUACUCCGACAGGAGGAAGUACAAUGCUCAAUGAUGGCUCGUUACAUUCAGACCCUACUCCCGUAUUAUUUUCCAGAGUGUGGUCAAUGAAGGUGAUUUCAUGGAAUUGCCGCGGAGCGGCUAAUCCUAAUUUCAAACAAAUGGUGAUGGAGAUCAUAAGGGAACACAAUCCAAGUAUCUUUGUGGUUAUGGAAACGAAGUUGGGUGAAACUAGAUCCCAUGAAGUUGCUCAAACUCUUGGUUUUCCUAGAUGGGAGAUUAUGGAAGUUGAUGGAUUUGCUGGUGGUAUCUGGUUACUUUGGGAUGACACUCGCUUCACCAUUAACAUCCUUUCUAGGGGAAGGCAAGUCAUCCAUGCGAUGGUCAAGGUAAGAUCUCAUCCUUCUUACUCUAAUUUCCAUUGGUUUUUAUCUGUUGUUUAUGGUAGACCUCAAUUUGAUAUUAGACGUUUACUCUGGGAUAAUAUGACCCAAUUUUCUGAUAAUAUCAGUGGCCCUUGGAUGGCCAUUGGGGAUUUCAAUGAUAUUAUUUCUCAAUCAGAGAAAUUUGGGGGAAACCCUAUGCCUGAGUAUAGAAUUAAAGCCUAUAUUGAUUGUAUGAACUCUUGCAACCUUCUGGACUUGGGGUAUCAUGGUCCAAAAUACACUUGGGUGGGUAAGAGAGAGAAUAACCAAACUAUUAGGGAGAGGUUAGAUAGAGCUUGGGCCAAUCCUUCUUGGAAGGAAAAGUUUCCUGAAGCUUUUGUCCAACACCUCCCUCGAAUUAUCUCUUAUCAUUGUCCAAUCGUGGUUUCCCUUGACCCCUUUAUUCCCAAGGUAGGGGAGAAACCUUUUCGCAUGGAAAAAUUUUGGAUGGAGCACCAUUCCUUUAAAGAUUUAGUUCAUGCUAACUGGGCCUUAAAUGAUCUUUCUCUUUCGGAUUGUGUUGAGAAUUUCAAAUCUAUUGUUAAACUUUGGAGUCGAGCUACCUUUGACAAUCUUAUGAAAAAGAAAAGAGAAAUAUCUGCCCGAUUGUCUGGUAUUCAAAAAGCUCUUCAAUUCAAAAGCAGUACCUUUCUUUUGCAAUUGGAAAAAGACCUUACCAAGGAAUACCAACUUAUCCUCAAACAUGAAGAGGACAUGUGGUUCCUUAAAUCUCGCACCCAAUGGAUUGAAGAUGGUGAUAGAAACACCAGAUUCUUUCAUGUUACUGCUCUUAAAAGAAGAACUUUCAACAGAAUCAGGUGUCUUAAAGAUGCUAAUGCAUUUCUAGAGGGCCUAAAAUUAAUGAUGGCAGUUGGGGUGAUCUUGUGCUCCCCCUCUACUGAUGCCGAGAUCUGGUUUGCUGUUAAGUCCAUGAAGCCGUGGAAGGCUCCUGGGCCAGAUGGCCUUCAUGCAGCUUUUUUCCAACAAUAUUGGGAUUCUAUUAAUUCCAAGCUUUGCAAUGAAAUUAGGCUAGUUUUCUCUACUGGAACUAUGCCAGAAUCUUGGAAUAACAGUCUCAUUUGUCUCAUUCCUAAAGUUCAAAAUCCUGAAACUAUAUCGCAAUUUCGACCUAUUGGGCUUUGCAAUGUUGUUUACAAAAUUGUGACUAAGAUUAUUGUGCUUCGUCUUAAAGAUUUGAUUGGGGAUCUUAUUUCCCCCCUCCAAUCUAGCUUUGUCCCAGGGAGAAGGGGCAUUGAUAAUGUAUUUCUUCUUCGAGAAUUUGUCUACAGCUUUGCUAAAAAGAAAGGACGAAUGUCUAUUAUCAUGUCCUGCAUUUCAUCCACCAGUUUCAACGUGAUUAUCAAUGGUAGCACUACCAAUAAAUUUCAACCAUCUAGGGGACUCUAUCAAGGUGAUCCCCUUUCCCCUUACCUCUUCAUGUUGUGCAUUGAAUUCCUCUCUAUUAAGAUUAGCGAAGAGGCUAGGAACGAUGGUUGGAAUGGCUCUAAGAUUGGGAAAAUGGGUCCUACUGUUUCACAUUUGUUCUUUGCUGAUGAUUUAAUAUUCAUAGGCAAAGCUUCUAUGGACAAUGCUGUAUAUCUGGAUAACCUAUUAAAGUUCUUCUGUGACAGAUCUAGCCAAAAGAUUAAUUUCGCCAAAUCAAAAAUUCUAUUUUCUUGUAAUGUCUCCGUGGCUACUAAAUUAGAUAUCUGCUCUAAACUGUCUAUAAAUGAAACCUUUGCUCUCGGGAAGUACCUUGGAUUUUCUAUCACCCCAAAAAGGCUCUCAAAAACAGAUUGCUUGUUUAUUGUGGACAAAGUUAGAACUAAAUUGGCGGGAUGGAAAGCCAAUAUGCUUUCCAGGGCUGGAAGAAUUACUCUUGCAUCCUCGGUUCUAUCUGCCAUUCCUAACUAUUAUAUGCAAGGUAUUUACCUUCUAGAGGCUGUUCACAAGGAACUUGAUUAUCUCUCUCGACAAUUUAUUUGGGGAACUUCUAGGGAGAGAAGGAGACCUCAUCUUGUAUCAUGGGAACGGAUUACCCAGCCUAAAAAAGUUGGAGGUCUAGGCCUUAGAUCAUCCAAGGAAGCUAAUCAAGCUUCCAUGGCUAAAGCUCACUGGAGGCUUCUCACUGAAAAAGAUAAACUAUGUCAUAUCCUCAUGAAGGGGAUUAAAUGGAUUCCUCGAUCAGGUGACAAAAUUCUGUUCUGGUCGGAUAAUUGGGUUGGCAACAGACCUCUCAAUGAGGUCCUUUACGGCCCCUUUAGCCUGAAUGGGGAAAACCUCAGGAUAAAUGAAGUUAUUCGCCCUUCUGGCGAAUGGGAUUGGGAUAGCAUUGAAUAUCCACUCCCUGAAGAUAUUAAAAGCAAAAUUAAGGCCAUUACCAUCCAAUCUGUGUCUCAAUAUCAGGAUGGUUUCUGUUGGGGCCUUUCCUCUAAUGGUCUUUUUCAAACUAAAUCUGCUUAUUAUUUAGCCAAGAACAUACCUAAUGAGCUUCAGGAAUCUUGGCUUUGGGUUUGGAAUAUACACUCCCUUCCUAAAAACCAACACUUUAUUUGGCAAUUAAGACAUGGUAAACUUCUCACUAAAGAGGUUCUUUUUGCUUGGGGUAUUGCUGAUUCUGAUUUGUGUCCUAGGUGCCAAAGGGAACCAGAAUCUCUUAAUCAUCUUUUUAGGGAAUGCCCAUAUUCUAAUCUUCUCUGGGAUGCCCUCACCCCCUUCCCCAUUAAUGCUAUGUUUCUUGACCUUAAUUUUGCUGAUUGGUUGAGGAGCCACUCUUGCCUUCAAACCAAUGUGGGAGGUUUAAAGUGGAAUACCAUCUUUUCUUUCAUUAUAUGGUCUCUGUGGUAUCUCAGAAACCAACUUGUUCAUGAGGGAAAAAAUCUUCCCAUUAAUGUGGCAUGUGAUCUUAUUCAAUCAAGAAUUGUAGAUUUUCAAAAGUACUACAGUUCUAAGCAACAAAAACUCCCAGGCAAAGCCACUAUCUUUGUCAAAUGGAAUCCUCCUCCUGAAGGGGCUAUCAAGUUAAACACCGAUGGAUCUGCUUUUGGAAAUCCUGGCAUGGCAGGAGCCGGAGGAGUGUUCCGAGAUCACUUGGGAAAUUGGAUCUUGGGAUUUUCUCGUAACAUUGGUCACACUACUAGCAUUGCGGCUAAGUUAUGGGCCAUUCGUGACGGUCUUAAACUUGUUGUUUCUAGGGGAUAUAAUAGGCUUAUCUUAGAGACUGAUUCACGUAUUGCUCUUACUCUUUUGCAUGCUGAAAAUUGUAAUUUUCACUCACUUGCUGUGCUUAUAUCUGACUGCAGGGUUCUCCUACGCCAGCUCCCUGAUGUGCAGACCACUCACAUCUACCGUGAAGCUAACUCGAUCGAUUGCAGACUGCUUAGCCAAAAUGGGCACUAGAUUAAAUAAUCCCUUUGCUGUUUUUGAACAAUGUAAUAUGAAUGUUGCUAUGUUGUUGCUCUCAGACACUAUUGGGAACUCAGUUCCCAGGGAUGUAACUAUUAUCUAAU
Molecule: messenger RNA, 5348 nt
Organism: Rubroshorea leprosula
Lineage: Eukaryota; Viridiplantae; Streptophyta; Magnoliopsida; Malvales; Dipterocarpaceae
Source: the annotation of a GenBank genome assembly